Molecule: messenger RNA, 3028 nt
Organism: Tarenaya hassleriana
Lineage: Eukaryota; Viridiplantae; Streptophyta; Magnoliopsida; Brassicales; Cleomaceae
Product: activating signal cointegrator 1 complex subunit 2-like
Exons: 9
Coding region: 162-2810 (882 amino acids)
Molecular function (GO): ubiquitin binding
Source: RefSeq, a predicted model, not a curated record
UAUAUAUUAUACGGAAAACGACGAUACCGUAUCUGCGGCUGCUUCUUCCCGCCCGCCUCCGCGACUGCCUCUCCAUCACAGCUUACAGCCGCCGAAGCGCAAUUCGAUCUCUUCGCCGAUCUUUAGACGGAGAAAUCUAGGUCGCGAACCCUAUAACCACCAUGUCUCAUCGUCGCUCUAAUAUCAGCAGACAAGAUCAGCACACCCGAUACGUCCCCAAGACCCAACAACAAGCUCGGAAUCCAAUUGAUGGAUCUAACCCUGGUAGGUACCCAGUUUCUCUCUCCUCUUCGCUCAGGCAAUUGGAUUCCGCCGUAGCUUCUUCGAGCGGCGGGGGCGGAAGGGGAGGCGGCGGUGGCACUGGCUCCUCCUCGUCUGAAGGUAGGAUUACGAUGGGGGAUCAAGGGCAGUGGAUGUCUAGUAGAACUCCGUCUCAGGGCGGCGGGAAUUUCGUGAACUACUUGCCGCAGGAUGAGGCCGUCGCCGUCGGUUUCGCCGCCGAGGAUGGAGGGUCGGACCCCAUCGAAUCGCAGAGAGUGGUAGAUCUUCUCAACAGAGAGCUCACCAGGCUGCUAAAGCUAAGCCCCAGAGAGUUCUGGAGAGAGGUGGCUAGUGAUGCAUCGUUGCACGAUUUCUUGGAUAGCUUCCUGCAAUUUAGAAGCAGAUGGUAUGAUUUCCCUUUUCAUGGAGUCAAGGGAAUUGUUGCUGGAGUUAUUGUCGGAGAGCUAGAGUUAAGCCGCCGAGUGUUCAUGAUCUUGUACAGAAUAUCUUCUAAUAGGGAUCCUGGUUGUCGAGCUGCAGAUAGUCUCAGUCAGAAAGACCAUGGAGUUCUUUUGCAGGAUAAAAAAUUGCUUGAUUUGCCAAAGUUAUUGGAUAUAUGUGCUAUAUAUGGACAUGAAAAUGUGGAGCUUACAAAAUCCCUAAUUGAGAAUGCCAUGGAAGCCCAGCCUUGGAUACCUGAAAGCUUGAAUAUAAUGUUAUCUCAUUUCUUGGGUAUUCUGCACACCAUGUAUCACCGCUGCACCUCAUCUUUAGAGACCCUGUUAUCUAGUGGAAACAGUGAAGACCAGGGAUCCAGGCGACUUCGUACUGACCUUUUAGAGGUUAUGGACUUCAUUAAUGAUGGAGUCGUGUCUUUGGAUGGUUACAUUUCUGUACAUAAACCAGCAGCCUUUAUCUUGGCCUGCCCUGUCGAGACAAGUUAUGGGAAUGAUGAACUUCUAAGCAGCAUUUUGCGGUUGCACGAUUCUUUGCUCCCAUCAGUACACCGGGGGUUUCAGUUGUUGUUCAAGGAUGGAGAACAUGCAUCUCUUUCCGACCUUACUAUGAGUUUGAAAAUGUUAUCAACAAGGAUAGUAAAUUUUUGCUGGAAAAUAUUAGACAUUUGUUACCUGAGUGACGAAAUGUUUAAUCAAGGGACUUCAAUUCCAGCCGUCACUAAGAUGUUCCCGUCAAGUGUAGAGGAUCCUAUGAUAAGGGCAGAUAUACUGAUGCAAACAUUUAGGGAAAUAGGUGGGGUUUCUCAACAAAUGCUGGAAAACAAAAAUCGAUUGCUUCAGAAGAUUGAAAGGAAUUACAGAGUAAUGGAUAGACUCGUGGGUUUGCAGAAUGCAGGAUGGAUAUCGAUGGAAGAUGAGCAGUUUCAGUAUUUAUCGAUGAUCACGUCACACUCUUCUCAGACCACUUCAGUUAAGGAUCAACACUUGCUGUCUGCUCAGGUGGCAAACACAAACUCCAAACAGCUGGUGGAUGAAGAUGCUGUUGUUAUGCAAUCCAAGAUCAGUCAAAUAAAAGAUUUAUUCCCUGAUUAUGGUAAUGGGUUCCUGGCUGCAUGCCUCGAAGCUUAUAAUCAAAAUCCAGAAGAGAUUAUCCAAAGAAUACUUGAAGGAACGCUCCAUGAGGAUCUGAAACGAUUGGAUACUUCCUUGGAGACAAUGCCACAACCCAAAUCUGCUUCAACUAUAAGCAGCCAAGACAAAGGGAAAGGGAAGCUGGUCGAAUCUGAUGAUAUCAUCACAAGCUCUGUUCCAUACAAAGAGCAAGCCAUCAUCAAAGGUCCUUCUCCACAUGCAGCUUCUUCAGCAUCAUCUGCCUCGUCCACUAUGACGAUGGGUAGGUUUAUCAGAAAGGCGAAGGACGAUGCUCCAAACCAUGCUAUUCUCGAUGCGAGGAAUGAAAACGACAAGGCAAAGGAUGCCGCCUUACUUGCAGAGUACGAGUAUGAAGAUGAAUAUGAUGAUUCCUUUGAUGACUUGGGUUUCAGUGUGGUGGAAUCAGCUGCAGAAGAAAGCGAGAAGUUUGGUUUGGUUUCUGGAUCAGAAUCCGAUCCCUCUAGUGCUCGGAAGUGGGGAAGCAGAAAGGCGCCUCAAUUCUACGUGAAAGACGGUAAGAACUACAGUUACAAAGUGGCUGGCUCGGUUGCAGUGGCGAAUGCCAAUGAGGCAUCACUGGUGAGCCGAGCUCAGGGAGAGUUGAUACAUGGGUUGGGACAUGGAGGGAACAUUCCUCUUGGAGCCGUUAAGAAACUUACUGAAUAUCAGUCGCAGCAAGAUCACUACGGUCAGAAUGCUUCGCCCGGGGAAGAUGGAAGAGAGAAUGCGAGAAAUUCGAGAGGAAGAGGUGGACGAGGAGGUCGGGGAAUGGGCAGAGAACAGCAAGACAGAAACCUCGAUGCGAAAAGCUCGGAUGUUUCGGAAACAGAGAGCAGAGGCGGCGGAAGGGGACGGAGAGGCGGAGGCAGAGGAGGAAGAAGUCAUCACCAUAAAGACAGAGCAAUGAAGAAACACGUUGCCAGCAUUUCUGGUUUCUAGACAAAAGUCUUAGACAGAAGUGGACACUGCACAAGCAAGCCGCCUUUGUGUGUACAAAAGGUAAAAUGGGUCUUUGGUUUAGUUAGUGGUUAAGAUUGAAUCUGAUAAAUAGACGGCUGUGAACGAAAAUAAUAAAUUGACGGCUAAGAUAAAUGUUGAGAUUCGGUAUCUUUGUAUUUUUCCAUUUAAGUUUUUAUAUAUAUUUAAAUUAAUGAUUA